GCACAUGCGCAGUCGUGAGUUCUGCUGUCCUUGGGUGUCCAGCUUCCUCCCAUCUUGUGGCUGGGGUUCCUGGUUCCUUCUUUGAUUAACAACGUCUAUUAACCCUCGCACGUCUCUGGGCCAAUUUUUGCUUGUAAGUCUUUCGAAGCUACCUGGAAUUUAGAUCAUUCUGUUUUCCCGUCAUCAGCACCGCGCCCUUCGCCGAGAAACGUGUCCGAAGGUUUUGGGCGUUUAGGAGGCACCGUUCUCGCGAGAAGGUGAUUUUCUGUCUCGUAUUUCCGGGUUUCCAGAAUCCUUAGCGCGAGACGGAAAAAAUAUUUAUCCCACGUUGUGUUGAUGCUGCGGUGUUGACUGAGGCUUCGUCCCACGCGUUCUGUUUUUGCUUCUGGAAGGAAAAUGGCAGCUUCCGAGCAGCCGCUCGUAAUAUCAAGGGGAUGCACGAGCGCCUCGGUUUCCUCGCCUCGGGGCGACCGAACCCUUCUGGUGAGGCACCUGCCGGCUGAGCUGACCGCUGAGGAGAAAGAGGAUUUGCUGAAGUACUUCGGGGCGCAGUCGGUGCGCGUCCUGUCGGAUAAGGGGCGACUGAAACAUACAGCUUUUGCCACAUUCUCUAAUGAAAAAGCAGCUAUAAAGGCAUUGACAAGACUCCAUCAGCUGAAACUUUUAGGUCAUACUUUAGUCGUUGAAUUUGCAAAAGAGCAAGAUCAUGUUCACUCCCCAUGUCCCACUUCAGGCUCUGAAAAAAAAAAAAGGUCUGAUGACCCUGUUGAAGAUGAUAAAGAAAAGAAAGAACUGGGUUAUUUAACAGUAGAAAAUGGAAUUGCACCGAACCAUGGGUUGACUUUUCCUUUAAAUUCAUGCCUCAAGUAUAUGUACCCACCACCUUCCAGCACAAUCCUAGCAAACAUAGUAAAUGCUUUGGCAAGCGUGCCUAAGUUCUAUGUACAGGUCCUUCAUCUUAUGAAUAAAAUGAAUUUGCCCACACCUUUUGGACCAAUUACUGCGCGACCUCCCAUGUAUGAAGACUAUAUGCCACUGCAUGCACCUCUUCCACCCACAUCUCCCCAGCCACCUGAGGAACCUCCUUUGCCAGACGAGGAUGAAGAAUUAUCUAGCGCAGAAUCAGAAUAUGAAAGCAGUGAUGAUGAGGACCGACAGAGAAUGAACAAACUAAUGGAACUAGCAAAUCUUCAGCCCAAAAGACCCAAAACAAUAAAGCCACGCCAUGUAAGGAAAAAGAGAAAAAUAAAGGAUAUGUUGAAUAUACCUUUGUGUCCUUCACACAGUUUACAUCCAGUGCUGUUACCCUCAGAUGUAUUUGACCAACCACAACCUGUAGGUAAUAAAAGAAUUGCAUUCCAUAUAUCUACUGACAUGCCAGCUGCAUUUAAGAAAGAUUUAGAGAAGGAACAAAAUUGUGAGGAAAAAGAUCAUGAUAUACCUGCUACUGAAGUUGAUGCAUCCAAUAUAGGAUUCGGAAAAAUCUUCCCCAAACCUAAUUUGAACAUCACAGAGGAAAUUAAAGAAGACUCUGAUGAAAUGCCAUCAGAAUGUAUUUCUAGAAGAGAAUUGGAAAAGGGCAGAAUUUCUAGAGAAGAAAUGGAAACACUUUCAGUUUUCAGAAGUUAUGAACCUGGUGAACCAAACUGUAGAAUUUAUGUAAAGAAUUUAGCUAAACAUGUUCAAGAAAAGGACCUUAAAUAUAUUUUUGGAAGAUAUGUUGACUUUUCAUCAGAAACACAGCGGAUCAUGUUUGAUAUACGUUUGAUGAAAGAAGGUCGUAUGAAAGGACAGGCUUUCAUUGGACUUCCUAAUGAGAAAGCAGCAGCAAAAGCCUUAAAGGAAGCUAAUGGAUAUGUGCUUUUUGGAAAACCCAUGGUGGUUCAAUUUGCUCGAUCUGCUAGACCAAAGCAAGAUCCUAAGGAAGGAAAAAGAAAGUGUUAAAAAUUAAUAAAGAAGCAUUCCUGCGUAAAUACUGCUGUAAUACUGUCAUGCAAAGUGUAUCCUUUCUUGUCGUAUCCUUUUUGGGGCAGUGUUUUGUUUUUUUCCUAGAAAUGUUUAUCCUUCCCCCACCUGCUGAUCCAGGUUAAGCAGUAUUUUUUUUAUACUUUAUUCAAAUGAAGUAUUUCUAAAAUUAUUUGUAUAGAUUGAACAAAUCUUUUAUGCGUUUAUAGAUUUGCUGUUGAAUUUCCUUGCUGUCCUUUUAGGUUAUAAUUUUUUGAGGGAAAGUUAGUGAAUCAGGUCAACUUACUUAGAGAAUGUGUUCAUUUGCUUUAAACCAAAAUAUGGUCUUGUUUCUUCUAUUUAUUUUCUAAACCUAAUUCAAUAACAUAUGCUUUCUGUUUUAUAAUAUAUCUGGUUUAGGUAUUUAUAUGUUAUGGAAAUUUAAUUGGACAAAGGAAUUAUUUUUCUUUUAAAAAGUACUUAAUAUUGAAAAUUAAGAUGUCUGGAUUACUAUAUAAAUUCCAAAGAGUAUCAGACCUCUUAUCUGAAGUCUUUGCGAAUAUCUUUUGACAUAGAUAGCAAUAGAAGUAUCUUUCUUCUUUCCCCUUUUUUAAAACAGAAGAAAAUCGUAACAGAGGGGAAACUCAUAAUGCUGACUCAUGGUAGCACAUUAAGUGAAAAACAGUCUUGGCAGGUAUAUAGGAAUAGGAGUUUCCAGACUGGUCGUUGACCAGAAUCACCAAGAACAGUGGUUCUCAGUCUUGGCUGCAGGUUAAAGUGAUUUGGAAGUUGAAAGAAAUACUAAUUUAAAAAGGGCUCAGUGGCUCACACCUUUAAUCCCAACACUGUGGGAGUCUGAGAUGGGAGAAUCACUUGAGCCCAGGAGUUUGAGACAGUGGGCAAUGUAGGGAGGCCUUGUCCCUACAAAAAAUACAAAAAUUAGCGG
Molecule: messenger RNA, 2890 nt
Organism: Saimiri boliviensis boliviensis (Bolivian squirrel monkey)
Lineage: Eukaryota; Metazoa; Chordata; Mammalia; Primates; Cebidae
Source: RefSeq, a predicted model, not a curated record